Molecule: messenger RNA, 816 nt
Organism: Argiope bruennichi
Lineage: Eukaryota; Metazoa; Arthropoda; Arachnida; Araneae; Araneidae
Product: glycoprotein 3-alpha-L-fucosyltransferase A-like
Exons: 1
Coding region: 1-816 (271 amino acids)
Cellular component (GO): membrane
Molecular function (GO): alpha-(1->3)-fucosyltransferase activity
Source: RefSeq, a predicted model, not a curated record
AUGCAAGAUCUGCCUACAAUUCGCCAUCCACAUCAAAUAUGGAUUCUGUACAACAUGGAACCGCCCUGGCUGAUAAAAACGCAAGCAAAGUCACCACUCCAUCUUUUAAAUAAUAUUUUCAACUGGACUAUGAGUUAUAAAAGGAAUUCUGAUAUCAUUGCUAAAUACGGAUUUACUAUGCCAUCUAGUGAUGUUGCACCGUUCAGCUACAGUACUAUUUUUAAAAGAAAGCCUAAGAAUGUAGUGUGGUUUGUCAGUGAUUGCUCAACUGAUAGCAAACGUGAAGACUAUGUAAGUGAAUUGAAGAAAUAUAUAGAUAUCGAUGUGUAUGGAAAAUGCGGAGAUCUUGAAUGUUACCCAUCUCAAUCGUCCAUCUGCUAUGAAGAAGUUUUGAAACAAUAUAAAUUCUAUUUGUCGCUUGAAAACGCCAUUUGCAAAGAUUACGUGACUGAAAAAUUCUUCAAUGUCUACAACUAUGACAUCGUUCCUGUUGUGUUAGGAGGAGUCAAUUAUUCGAGUUUGGCGCCAAAAGGUUCAUUCAUCAAUGCUCUUCAUUAUCCUCGGCCAAAAACAUUGGCCAAGACUUUGCUGAAAAUUGCACAAAAUGAAACAAUUUAUGAAGAAUUCUUGAGGAAAAAAGCUUCGUUCAAGGCUUAUUUGGAUCCAUGGAUGUGCAGGUUGUGCGAUAGACUUCAUUCUUCGUCAGAUGCAUCUGUAUUGGAAGAUGUGGAAAAGUGGUUCUAUGCAGAUGGUAACUGCAAAAGAUGGAACAGUACAAUUCAAACUUACACGAUCAUCGAACCUUUAAAUAAGUAA